GCCCAUCCAGGAAAUCAAUCUCUUCAACUCAAUCCUGAAAAACCCUUUUGGUGCCAUAAUUCUUUCUUCCCCGCCGCUCUCUUUCUUGUUCAGAGCCCGAAGAACAAGAGCUUAAGAUUCUCCUGCGUCAGCUCCAAUGGGAAAAGGAACAGGGAGUUUCGGUAAACGAAGGAACAAGACCCACACUCUUUGCGUGAGAUGCGGCCGCCGUAGUUUCCAUCUCCAAAAGAGCCGUUGUUCUGCUUGUGCUUUCCCUGCUGCCCGUAAGAGGAAAUAUAACUGGAGUGUUAAGGCAAUCCGAAGAAAGACAACUGGGACAGGUAGGAUGAGGUAUCUUCGCCAUGUUCCUCGCAGGUUCAAGACGGGUUUCAGAGAAGGUACUGAAGCAGCACCAAGGAAGAAGGUUGCAGCUGCUUCUUCGGCUUAAGUUGCAAUGAGGUUGUUUAGAUGAAUCCAUCCUUUUUAAGUAGAAGUUUGUUCGGCUUAAGUUGCAAUGAGGUUGUUUAGAUGAUCUAGUUUCUAUUUUUAUGUAGCUGCUUAGGCUAUUGUUGUUCGACUCUUAAUUACUUGAUAUUUUUUCCUUGAUAAAGUUAAUUACGUUCUUGUUUGA
Hibiscus syriacus is the source of this 610-nucleotide messenger RNA. RefSeq names its product 60S ribosomal protein L37-3-like. The record is from RefSeq and is a predicted model, not a curated record. Gene Ontology annotation, cellular component: cytosolic large ribosomal subunit; ribosome. The transcript has 4 exons. Gene Ontology annotation, molecular function: RNA binding; structural constituent of ribosome. Bases 137 to 427 code for a protein of 96 amino acids. NCBI's taxonomy places the organism in Eukaryota, Viridiplantae, Streptophyta, Magnoliopsida, Malvales, Malvaceae. Gene Ontology annotation, biological process: translation.